Molecule: messenger RNA, 1355 nt
Organism: Zea mays
Lineage: Eukaryota; Viridiplantae; Streptophyta; Magnoliopsida; Poales; Poaceae
Product: protein NRT1/ PTR FAMILY 5.10
Exons: 2
Biological process (GO): transmembrane transport
Cellular component (GO): membrane
Molecular function (GO): transmembrane transporter activity
Source: RefSeq, a predicted model, not a curated record
UUACCACAGAGCUUGGGAAUGCUGACGGCCUCAUCCAUGAUGCCAACGGCGAUCUCGUCGCCGUCGGCGUCUCCUGCCCGGCUGAUCCUGUUCUACGUCGCGCUCUACCUGCUGGCUCUGGCGCAAGGCUUCUACGGGCCAUGUGGGGAAGCCUUCGGCGCGGACCAGUUCACGCCUAGCGACGACGCCAACCCCAGCGCGCCCGCGUUCCGGAGCUCCUACUUCAACUGGUUCCACUUCUCCAUAUCCUGGGGCUACGCCAUCGCGUCGGCUGGGCUGAGCUACGUCCAGGACAACGCGGGCUGGACCUUGGGGUUCGGCGCGUGCUGGACCGCGAUGCUGCUAUGCCUUGCCGUCUUCUUACUUGGCACGCGGACAUACCGUGCCAAGCAACCCGCCGAUGGCGGCACGUUCGCUGUGACCGUGCGGGCGUGGGCCGCCAGGGUCUUCCGUCGCAAGGACGCCACUCCAACUGAAAGGCUUGUUCUAACUCCACAGCCUGAGGGCGGCGGGCUCAUAGUCAUAGCUAAACUGCUCCCGAUAUGGCUGACGAGCUUAGUCUUCGCGGCCAUCUUCUCGCAAGUGUCCACUCUGUUCACCAAGCAGGCCAGCAUAUUGGACAGGCACCUUGGCACGGCGACGGGCAUCGUUGUGCCGCCUGCUGCGCUCCAGUGCUUGAGCAACGUCACCUUCAUCGUCAUGCUCCCCUUGUACGACCGCGUCAUCGUGCCGCUCGCCAGGCGCCUCACCGGGCACGCCUCGGGCAUCACGAUGCUCCAGCGCAUCGGCGCCAGCAUGGCCACGUCCUGCGUCGCCAUGGCCGUCGCGGCGCUCGUGGAAGUCAGGCGGCUCCGCGUGGCCAGAGACGCGGGCCUGGUCGACCGGCCGGACGAGGCUGUGCCGAUGAGUUUGUGGUGGAUGAUUCCGCAGUAUGUUCUCAUCGGCCUCGCCGGUGUGCUGGGUCAGGUUGGGCUCGAGGAGUUCUUCUACGACCAGGUGCCUGACACUCUCCGCAGCGUCGGGCUCGCGUUGUGCCUGAGCAUCUUUGGGGUGGGAAGCUACGCCAGCAGCAUCCUUGUGUCCGUCAUCGACUGGGCGACGAGAAGGAGAGGCGACAGCUGGUUCUCUGACAAUCUCAACCGAGCGCACCUCGACUACUUCUACGGGCUCCUCGCCGGGCUCGCGGCUCUGGAGGUAGCCGCGUUCUUGCAUUUUGCAAAUCGAUACGUCUACACAAAGAAAGAAGAGCUGUGAACCCAUGAUUAUUGAAACUUUGCAAGUAUAAAAAUACUUUGAGCUUAUGUUAAAGAAUAGGGGUAACAUCAUAGAAUGUAAUUGUGAUAUUCUGGUCGUGA